Molecule: messenger RNA, 478 nt
Organism: Pristis pectinata (smalltooth sawfish)
Lineage: Eukaryota; Metazoa; Chordata; Chondrichthyes; Rhinopristiformes; Pristidae
Product: apical endosomal glycoprotein-like
Exons: 4
Coding region: 32-460 (142 amino acids)
Cellular component (GO): membrane
Source: RefSeq, a predicted model, not a curated record
GGUCGUCCAGUAUGUGCCUGAUCGGGAGUCCAUGCUGUGGGAGGCCAAGGAUGACCAGAAGGAAUGGCGAGUUGUCAACAUAACCGUGGACAGUGCCAUGGAGUUCCAGGUUGCAUUUAUAGCGAUGAAAUCGGACCAUGCACAGACCAGUUACGUUGCCAUUGACGACAUUGAAUAUCGUCCCGGUGUGAACUGUUACGGAGUUGUAACGGAUAUCGUUGUUGGAGGUGCUGGCAACACUGCCGCCAUUGUUGCUGCUGUGAUCCUUGUUCUGGCUGCACUGGUGUGUCUCGCUGUGGCUACAAAUCACUGGUAUAAAAACAGGAGUGUCUGCUUCCGUGGGAGCACGGAUGCAUCCAGCGCACCGUUCGGCUUUGACAACAUCAGCUAUAGAAAUCGUGACAAGAAUACGGUGCCUGUGGAGACUGUCCAAGGGCCUGGUAUAGCAGAUCGACAGUGAGCCUCAGAGGAGCAGGAC